ACGGUGACUCCCACAGUGACUUCUGCAGUGACUCCUGCAGCCUCCCACAGCACUCCCCUCUCUCUGCCCACCCCUCCAGCUCCCCUCCUCCGCCUCUCUUCUCCGGCGCCUCACCCCUCUUCCCGCGGGGCAAUGCAUCCACACUCACUAACAACGCCCCUAACUCUAUCCCUCUUGCCCGUUCCCCUGCCAAUUCCCGUGCUCAUGCCCCUGCCUGGUCCCCUCCCCAAUCCCCCUGAUUUCGGACCUUCCGUGGCCUCUCAACCUGCCACCUCUCUCUCCCCUGGCUUUUCCCAAAGCUUGGGCCUAGGCUUGGCCCGAGGCUCCCUGCUGGCGGGCCUUUCGGCUCGGGAGCUCUUCCAAGCCGCAGCUUCGGCCAGGCCUGCUCUGGUAGCCGAGGCUACGAGCGUGGCUCGGCCGGGGGAGCUCUCCAGGAAGCUAAGAGAAACGCUUAGAGAUGUUGUGGUGGCUUAUGAUGGGUCUGCGAGGAUUGGAGGAGUUGGGAGAGACGACAGGAAGGACCGAGGAAAGGGCAAGGAAACGGGAAAGGAGAAGGUGGGAGAGAAGAAGACUGGUGAGAGGAGGGAGGUGGGGAAUGAGGGGGGUGUGUGGGCGGAAGCAGGGGAUGCAGUGGGCAUGGCAGCGGCGCAGGCAGUGUCUGGACCAGCGACGCAGAUGGUGCUGACGGCGGGGCAUGAUGGCGCGCACGGCGGUGCCUCCUCCCUCAUUGCCCGACUGGAGCGCCUUCUGUACGCAACUGACUCCUCUCCAAGGGUCCAACUGCGAUUCCUUCCCGCUCAUCCCACCUCUCCUUCCAAGGACAGCACCACCUCUUCUGCAGCGGCAGCAUCAUCAUCAUCAGCUGCUGCUGCUGCUGAUGCUGCUGCUGCUGCUGCUGACUGUCGGUUGGCUCUCGCAGCACAGGGCCGUCUGCUGCCUCUGCGGGUACCGGAGAAGGGAGCUGAAGCGGUGGGACGAGGGAGUGAAGGCAACUGGAGCUAAAGCGAGGAGAGAGAGGGAGAGGGAGGAUGUGGAAGCAA
Closterium sp. NIES-67 is the source of this 1040-nucleotide messenger RNA. Lineage: Eukaryota; Viridiplantae; Streptophyta; Zygnematophyceae; Desmidiales; Closteriaceae. The record is from the annotation of a GenBank genome assembly.